Messenger RNA from Oncorhynchus masou masou (cherry salmon), 1991 nucleotides. RefSeq names its product pituitary tumor-transforming gene 1 protein-interacting protein-like. The coding region runs from base 178 to 687 and encodes 169 amino acids. The transcript is spliced from 7 exons. Gene Ontology annotation, cellular component: nucleus; cytoplasm. NCBI's taxonomy places the organism in Eukaryota, Metazoa, Chordata, Actinopteri, Salmoniformes, Salmonidae. The record is from RefSeq and is a predicted model, not a curated record. Gene Ontology annotation, biological process: protein import into nucleus.
AGGAAGAAGGACAGACCUUUACGCCUCAACAGCACUUCAAGGGUUUCUUUUCCUCAAACGGGUUGCCUCAAUUUCUCCCUGUUGUUACUGAAAUAAGACAACUUUUUCAACUCAAGAGUAGUGCCAUACACGACGGGAUAUUUUACUGUCAGAGUUUGGAUUUUAAAGUUUCAAUAAAUGAUGGAUUUAAGGAGUUUGGUUGGCCUACCUGCUGUUCUGCUACUCUUCGGUGUAGUCGCUGUGUUCGCGCAAACUGCCGCACCUCGGAUAGUGUGUGAGACUAAGAAUGGAACAAGCUGUGAGGAAUGUCUAAAGAUUGUGACGUGCCUGUGGUGUCAGAAGACUAAGAUGUGUAUCACGUACCCAGUCAAAACCAUCCUCCCGCCGCACGCCCUCUGUCCCCUCAACGAUGCACGCUGGGGACGCUGCUGGGUGAACUUCCAGUCAUUGAUCAUCGCCAUGGCGGUGGUGGGUGGAGUCAUUAUCAUCGCCUUCCUGGUCUGCCUCUUCUGCUGCUGCAAGUGUGAACACAUCGGGUCUACGAGGUUCGAUGCCAAGAUGGAGAGACGGACCAAUAAGAUGAAGGGAAAACAGGAAGAGAGAAAGGCAGAGAUGAAGAUGAGGCAUGAGGAAAUCAGAACGAAAUAUGGUCUCAGUGGGUCCAACCCGUACUCCAAGUUCUCCUGAGCUGAUAUUUGGACACUGUACUAUCAACUGCCUUCCUUCUCUUUACAGCUGACCUUUCAAAACCCCCCCCCAUUAAUCAUAAAAAGUCUUAGGUGUUUUUAAAGGAUUUGUAUAAUUUCAGACCGUAAAAUUGUGCACAUCUCUUAUUUCGUAUGUUAUGUCCUGCAAAAAAAUAUAUUUCCUGCAAUUCGUAUGAUGUAACAAAUUCCAAUUUGUACAAUAUGUUCCGAUUUUGUAAGUUCUUAAAAUCCCGUUCAAUAUCUUUAACCGUUUUGAGGGGAAUACAUGAAACUGGCCUUAGAUCAAAGUUUUGGGACAACCUGAUAUACAACAUUAUCUUCCCAUGUAACACAGGUCAUUAAACAUUGUGUUGAAUGUAAUGAACAAAGUCUUCUACGAAUACUUAGCUAGAACAAGUUCUGCGCUGCUUGGUGAGUGGUGCAGUGCAGAACAUGUCUUGCAGUGCAGACUGUGAGGGCAGUGGAGAGGUGCAGUAGCCUUAAAUGUACCUUAUAUACCUUCUGUGACUACUACUGUAUUAUAAACUCAUAAUGAUGAUGGUACUUGAGGGUUACUACUUGGUUGUAUGAGAUCUUGCCUAUGCUCUACUUGAAUGAGAAGAUGCACUCCAGGAAAGUUGACCUUUUUCUAUGUAUAUUUAUCUGAUGGUGAACUGAAUCAGAAAUGUGUCCAGUGCACGCACACCUGUACUCCAUCAAACAAUAAACUUGUAUAGAUGUAUUGUUUUUCUAAUUUUAACCAGAAUUGUCCUUAAUGAAGCACUAUGCAGAAAUUCCUCUGCCAUUUCCUGCUUGCUAAAUUAUUAAUAGUUCACCUUAUUUCAGUUUGUGACAAAACAAGCAAGAAAGUCAUUGUACCAUCUAAACAGCUGUGAAAUAUAUUUUCCAUACGGUAAGCAUAGAUCUGCUUCUUAAACUUGUUUUCAAAGAGUCACAGAUCUAUAACUCACAUUUGUAUGUGAAUUUGGUCAGGUCGCCCAAAAAGUUACAUAUUGCAGCUUUAAAUAGGAGGCUAUUCAGAAGAGUUGAAUGCUCAGAAUUGCAGAUAGAAAUGUACCCUACCAUAUAGAAUGUACACACCUUGUAAAAUGACGAAUGUCAGAUCUAAGUAAUAUUUUUCUACCGGUGACAGCUUUCUCAUUUACAGACACCAGCUACUUCAGUUAGAAUAUUGUCAGGCCAAAUUAAUCAACGUUUUAUUAAUGUCUAAUUGUGUAAUAAACUACCCUUUGUCUGUUGAUUGAACAAAUAUAUUUUUAGUCAAAUAAACUUUCCACUAUGUAA